This is a messenger RNA of Aspergillus homomorphus CBS 101889, 600 nucleotides long. RefSeq lists its product as uncharacterized. The record is from RefSeq and is a predicted model, not a curated record. The transcript is spliced from 2 exons. The coding region runs from base 1 to 600 and encodes 199 amino acids. NCBI's taxonomy places the organism in Eukaryota, Fungi, Ascomycota, Eurotiomycetes, Eurotiales, Aspergillaceae.
AUGGCCAUCCUCGCUAAAGCUUCUUCCCUGGCUUGCUUCCUUAUUGCCUGCCUCUUCUUCUCUUCUCUCAUCCAGGCCCUGCCCGUGCCUACCCCCAACACUCCAGCAGGAGUCUCACCCAUGGCCUUGACCGCACGCUCACCGCACCAACAGCGCGAAAUCCCCGACAGCAACAACCGAGACCUGCUAGGCGGCCUGCUUGAAGCCAUCGGCCUACCGCACCUCUCGAAGCUCAACCACUGGAAGAGCGCCAACGAGCCACAAAGCAAGCCCUCCAGCUCUGCCUCCAACUCCAACCCCAUCUCCAACCCUCCCUUCCUAUCCAGCAGCUCCCCCGCCAUCGACGACGGCAACAGCUUCACCCCAACCGUCAACUCAUCCGCGGACGACACCGAGACAGCCGAUGACCACACCAACACCAACAGCAGCACCAACAGCAGCACCAACAGCAGCACCAACAGCAGCACCAACAGCCCCUCGAAGAACGACCUCCCCCGUCCGUCCGAGGACCCCAUGGGCUUUAUCUCCGCACUCAAGCAGCGGCUACAGGAUGUGUUGAAAGCGGCGUUCGAUAGCCGGGACGAGCUGACACUGAACUGA